AUGGAGGAGGAGACGGUGAUGGAGAAGAAGAAGCACAAAGGAAAGCACGACAAACCGAAGCCAUGGGACGAAGACCCCAACAUCGACCGUUGGAAGAUCGAAAAAUUCGAUCCUUCUUGGAACGAAGGCGGCUUGCUCGAAGUUAGCUCCUUCUCUACUCUUUUCCCUCAAUACAGAGAAAAAUACUUGCAACAAGCAUGGCCAAUGGUGAAAGGUGCUUUGAAAGAGUAUGGUGUUUCAUGUGAGCUAAAUCUGGAACGAUUUGUUAAACGGAGACAGCACCUUGUGGGCCCAAAUUCUUCUACUUUAAAGGCGCUUGAAAUAUUGACAGGCUGCUAUAUCCUUGUUCAGGGAAACACGGUUGCUGCUAUGGGUUCAUUUAAAGGUUUGAAGCAAGUCAGGAAGAUUGUGGAAGAUUGUAUACAGAAUAAAAUGCAUCCUGUAUACCAUAUCAAGAUUCUCAUGAUGAAGAAAGAACUCGAAAAAGAUCCAACCCUUGCAAAUGAAACUUGGGAUAGGUUUCUUCCAAAGUUUAAAAAGAAAAAUGUCAAGCAAAAGAAGGUCAAGAGUAAAGAGAAGAAACCGUACACACCCUUCCCUCCUCCUCCACAACCUAGUAAGGUUGACAAACUACUGGAAUCUGGAGAAUACUUUCUUAGUGAGAGAAAGAAAGAAUCAAAGAAGUGGCAAGAGAAACAGGAGAAGCAAGCAGAAAAAACAGCUGAAAAUAAAAGAAAAAGAGAAGCUGCAUUCAUUCCUCCUGAGGAAACCUCAAAGCAGGAUUCUCGUAAUCAUGAGGAUCAGAACAAAGAUGUUGCUGCUAUGGCCAUGUCACUGAAGGAGAAGGCGAAGAAGUUGAAAAAGCAGAAGUAUGCUGAGAAUAUCAAUGCUGAAGAAUAUAUUGCAGCAUCUGGAGAAGAAUCGUCAAAAAGAAAGAAGAAAUCGAAACAUUCUUAAUCUAGAUUAGGCACAAUGAUGAUCUGAUGAUAGUGUAUGGGAUUAGAGUUUCUGAAGUUAAUUUUCUUCAGUUGUAUGCCAUGUUUCUUAUUUGUCUGGGAAUGGUCUCACUGCUCUAGAAAAUCUGUAAUUUUAUCUGAUUCAGGGGAUUAUGAGUCUCUAUUUUGGUGUUUAAGACUACAAAUCUAAUGUCCAGUGUAAUCGUAGUUGAUUUUACAUUGUUUAUUUGGUGAAACCAGAUAAACUAGAGAGAUGAAUUGUUGAUUUAAGCGAAA
Molecule: messenger RNA, 1232 nt
Organism: Pistacia vera
Lineage: Eukaryota; Viridiplantae; Streptophyta; Magnoliopsida; Sapindales; Anacardiaceae
Product: KRR1 small subunit processome component homolog
Exons: 10
Coding region: 1-957 (318 amino acids)
Cellular component (GO): small-subunit processome; nucleolus
Molecular function (GO): RNA binding
Source: RefSeq, a predicted model, not a curated record